This is a messenger RNA of Bursaphelenchus xylophilus (pine wood nematode), 2292 nucleotides long. Lineage: Eukaryota; Metazoa; Nematoda; Chromadorea; Rhabditida; Aphelenchoididae. The record is from the annotation of a GenBank genome assembly.
AUGGAGGUCCACAUCAUCUUUGACUUUUCCUACUGCAUCUUGGGCAUUUUACUUUCAUUUUAUGUCAUCUUUCUCGUGCUGUUCCGCACACAUAAUGGGAAUGUGAGAGUGUACAAGAAAAUGUUGAUCAUCAGUACUGUCAUCGACAUCAUGUAUGGGUGCUCAACGGCGUUCUCGAUACCGGUAAGACGAUUGUUUCCUCAGCCAGAUUUUCUUUGAGUUUUGCACACAUAGCAGGCAUAGGUCACAUAUCAAUUCCAGAAAGUUUUAGCUCGCUUUUGGCAGGCGCAGCCAAGGUAUUUGAUUUUGGGCCAGAGAGUGCGCAAAGGGCGGAGUGCGGAUCAAAAUGCACGUGCUUUUAAAGCAACUGUAGAUUAUUCUAAGGGGCGACAAGUCCGAAUUAUUUUCCUGAUAGGCUGACGGUGCUCCACAAAGUUCAGAACCCAAGUUCAAGUACAAAUUAUAUCCUUUUCGAAGCCAAGAAAAAGUUCAGUUCAAGUCCUAGUUUAGGCAUUCAAAACCUCCAAGUUCGAACCCAAGUCCAGAAUGGCAUUUUUUCGGAAUCGUUACUGUAAAUUAUUUCCUUUCUGUGUGUUGUCCAUCAGUACGAUAGAAGAAAAAAUAUUUUGUAAUGCCCAAAAUCGAUUUUCUUUGAAAAGUUUUCUGUGCCUGACAUGUGAGACCCAAAAAAUCUUUUGCCCAAUUUUCCGCUUAAAUACAUAUUAGCUACCGACUUUCAAUCGCACUUAUUUCUCCCAUGUCUGAAGAUUCCGAAUGUGCCAAUAAUUCCCGGGACUUUCAGAGCUACCUGUUCUGCGAAAAGAAGCUGUUUGUCCUCUUUGAAAAUCCAGUCCUGCCGGACGAUCCGAAGCUUCUUCUCCGUGCCUUUCAAAUACAAACUUUCUUCAUUUUCAUCAACAUCUUGAUCGUCCCAAUUCAGUUCUAUUUCCGUUACAUUGUGGUUUGCCAGCGCAACUACAACUUCCGAAUGGUGCUCAAGCCUUUAUUAAUUGCACUAGUCUACGUCUUUCUCCACGCCGCAAUGAUUCAGAGGACUUUUGAAUUCAGAAACGAGGUGUACGAUGAGAUUUUAGUGGAGCAAGGACUUGAUGUCAAGCGGGUGAAAUAUAUGGUUGGAGAUAUUGUGAGAGUCUUUGAAGUUUUAUUUUAAGCCUGUACCGUCGUUAUUGACCGCAUUUUCUAUUGAUAAAAAUGAGCUACUUUUACAAGGGAGGUACCCCAACUGCGAGGCUCAGAUUCUGUUUAAAUUUAGUUCAGACUGAUGCGAGGACAUACAACAGAUAAUAAAUUUAGCUUCCACUUCACCAGGUCAGCCGAGAUGUUCAACUAUCUUUGCAGACAAGAGGGUACGCGAAACGCGAAGAACCGUCAGAGAGGAAAACGCUUUUUGGCCGUAUUCUUGCUAAUUUUGUCCGGAUCAAGUCAAGUUUUUUUCGAAACGUUACCCACCCUUGUCAGAAAUAGACAUGAACUUUUUCAUCCAAAAAAUCAGCAAAAGAAUGCCGUAUUUUUCUCAACUCUUGGCCUAAAAAUCUCUAUCAUUUCAGCGAAGCGACGAAAAAUUGAUCAAACUUUCUUUCAAAUUUCACCAGACGUCGCACUUGUAGUACUUCCUCUUCUACAUGUGUUAGUAUUUGUUAUUUUAGGACAAAAAAUGUAUCUUAUGUAAAAAACCGCAUUGACCCCAAAUUUUUCCAGAGCAAGCAUCAUCUCCUCCUUUAUUACAUGCUCAAUGGGCUUUUCAUGGCAUGCCUUACAUAUCUCCUUGUUGGCGCCUAUUACUGCCUAACCCGGCGAAGAUUACGGAAGCUAAAAUUUAGCUUGAGCGAGUCCACGAAACGAGCUCAACGACAAGUCGGUCAAAUCGCCACAAUCCAAGUGAGACCUCUUGAAAAUUAAUACUCAAUACACGUCAUAAAUUUUCAGGCAAUCUACCCAAUGUUGUGUAUAUGCACACCUUGCAUUAUGAUAUGCACAGCGCCGUUGAUUGGGCUAAAAUCUCAACUGUUCGGCUGCAUCUGCUCGACGCUAUCUCACAUCUUCCCGGUGCUCAACGCUUUGUCAGUGAUCAUCUGUGUGCCUUCGUACCGGCGGAAAACCCUCCGAUUUAUACGGCGGGCAAUCAGAAGGAAAAACGAAGUCACCGUGAUAAAAGUCUCGUCCAUAACACCAAAUGAUGGGGUGGAAUUCUUGAAAGAAGGCUCGAAUUUUGUAUUGACAAGAGUUGAACAUUCCGUGCAAGUCCUGGCACACAUACCUAAGCCAAAAUGA